This is a messenger RNA of Miniopterus natalensis, 1598 nucleotides long. RefSeq names its product spliceosome associated SDE2 (gene SDE2). Gene Ontology annotation, cellular component: nucleus. The record is from RefSeq and is a predicted model, not a curated record. Lineage: Eukaryota; Metazoa; Chordata; Mammalia; Chiroptera; Miniopteridae.
GAAAUGGCGGAGGCGGCGGCGCUGGUGUGGAUCCGCGGCCCCGGCUUCGGGUGCAAGGCGGUGCGGGCCGACUCGGCCCCCUGCUCCGUCCGUGACCUUAUCCACCGCCACUGCCAAGAUCAGGAUGUUCCAGUGGAAUGCUUCUUUGUGAAAUGCAACGGAUCACUUGUUAGCAGCGAUGCCACCGUGCAGCAUGGAGCUGUUUAUAGCUUGGAGCCCAGACUUCGUGGUGGAAAAGGAGGUUUUGGGUCUAUGCUCCGAGCUCUUGGUGCUCAGAUUGAGAAGACAACCAAUCGAGAAGCUUGCCGGGAUCUCAGUGGAAGGAGACUGCGAGAUGUCAAUCAUGAAAAAGCGAUGGCUGAAUGGGUAAAACAGCAAGCUGAGCGAGAAGCUGAAAAGGAGCAGAAGCGCCUAGAGAGAUUGCAGCGGAAGCUCGCAGAGCCCAGGCACUGCUUCACCAACCCUGACUACCAGCAGCAGUGCCACGAGAUGGCUGAGCGUCUGGAGGAUUCCGUCCUCAAAGGUAUGCAGGCUUCCUCCAGCAAGAUGGUAUCAGCAGAAAUCGGUGAGACUCGGAAGCGGCCUAACAAAUCAGAAACAGAUGGAGGAUCCAGUGCUAGGAAAAGGAAAUGCUUUUGGUUGGGCAUGGAAGGACUAGAGACGGUGGAGGGGUCCGGCUCUGAAAGCUCAGAUGAUGACAGUGAAGAAGCACCUAGCACUUCAGGAAUGAGCCUUCCUGUUCCAAAAAAUGACAGUGGUGGUGUGGAGAUGGCAGUCGAAUUUCCCAGUAGUUCUCAGAGGGCAAGAGUAUUGAGUACAGACUGCAGCUCACCAGAAAAACUACAGAGCUCUGUGGCUGACUCUGGGAAUGGUGUUUCAGAAGAUGUGUGUGCCCAGCUGGGAGCGACAUCUACCAAGGGGUGUGUGGGAAGGAAGGUGGCUGUAGAAACAGAGAAAACCCAGCAGAAAAAGGAGGCCGAGAGAAGAGGACCCAUAGAGAGGGACCCAGCUGGGGCUGGACUGAGUGAGGAGAAAGAGACAAAAGACAUGACUGAUGGGGAACCAGCUGCCAAGGCAGCACCUGGAGAAGACGGGGAAAACAUUCCCACUGCCAAACUGGAGGAAAGCCAGUCAGGAAACACAGCUAUUGGUCAGGAAUCUAUAGAUUUACUGGCCUUCGGCUCUGUUGCAGAAAUGGAGUUGCUGGGGCUGGAGAAGCUCAAGAGUGAACUGAUGGCCCGGGGGCUGAAGUGUGGGGGCACCCUUCAGGAGCGGGCGGCAAGACUCUUCUCCGUCAGGGGACUGGCAAAGGAGCAGAUAGACCCUGCUCUGUUUGCCAAGCCUGUGAAAGGCAGGAAGAAAUGAAUUGCUCCGAGCUGAUUUCCUAUUUUUUUUCUAGUCUAGCACUUAGAACCUGAAUAACGUUGACUAUUGGCCAUUAUUCCUGUUGAUAUUAAAGCUGACUUUUUUAAUAACCCGAUUCUAAUUAUACCCUCUUUUCCAUUAUUACAUUCAUAGAAUUAAUGUGUGAAACCAUCUGAGCCUGACAUGGGAAGGUUUUUUAAUAACAAAAUUUAAUAAACAUAGAGCUAUUCAGA